Dibothriocephalus latus is the source of this 405-nucleotide messenger RNA. NCBI's taxonomy places the organism in Eukaryota, Metazoa, Platyhelminthes, Cestoda, Diphyllobothriidea, Diphyllobothriidae. The record is from the annotation of a GenBank genome assembly.
UUUCUUUCCCUCUCUGCCACUGUCUCCGCUACCCCUUCGGCAGACGGUCGACCGGCAUUGUGUCGCGAUGAACUGGAGACCUGGACAGCCGGUGAAGCGGCCCUGUUUGAGGAGGCCCUCGAAAAGUACUCCAAAUUCUUCCCCGACAUUCUCACCGACUUCCUGCCCUGGAAGACGCCCAAAUCGAUUGUCGAGCUGUACUAUUUCUGGAAGACCACUGAGCGCUACACUCGACAUCGGCGCAAUAAGAUGACCUCACAUGAGCACAAGUUGAAACAGGUGUACAUUCCCAACUACAGUAAGCCCAAUUCGGCUGUCCUCUACAACCGCAACGACUCCACGGAUCGUGGCUGUGCUUGUUGUCAUGGUGAGUGUCCACCCGGUUGCCGGAGUCCUAACGCAUAA